Messenger RNA from Caenorhabditis remanei, 1302 nucleotides. RefSeq lists its product as uncharacterized. The record is from RefSeq and is a predicted model, not a curated record. The transcript is spliced from 3 exons. NCBI's taxonomy places the organism in Eukaryota, Metazoa, Nematoda, Chromadorea, Rhabditida, Rhabditidae. The coding region runs from base 1 to 1302 and encodes 433 amino acids.
AUGCCCCCAGUUUUCAAGCAAAACAUCAUCGAAGGAAUGCUCUACACACUCCAUUUCCAACGUGUCCCCCCAAAAAAAGCAUAUGUAACCCUGAAACGAAUGACUGGAGAGGAGACAAUGAGUCUGGAACAAAUCAAGGAUCUGUUCCAGCAAAUGGACGCGGGAACUUUUGAUCUACGGGAUAAGGAAGGAGAACAGGUGUCCAUGGAGAGAGCGAAGAAUGUGAAGGCUGAGCAACAUGUGGAUGUUAUGACAAGACUCCAAAUCCACAAAAUCUGCUCUCAACUCCCGCCGAGCCUCGUCCACGAAGCCCCUCAAUAUAUCCGAAACUUCAUCUAUUUCUACGGGAACAACUUCAUCGAACUCUCCAUCAACAACGUAUUCCAUGUGAGAUACGAAUUGGAGCCGCAAGGAAUUACAGCAGAACACGCGGAUCAUCAGAUGACGUGUAGAAGAUUUGCGACUGAAAAGGAUUUUCCCGCUGUUUUGAGACAGAAAUUGACGGCAAUAUUUGGGAAUCGGAAUCUGGAAAUUGGGACGAUGAAGAUCCACGAGGAUAUCAAUGCAACUUAUGGGAUGAAAGUUCUACGUCGAGUUUUGCGUCAAAUGAAUCGGAAAUUCAAUGUGAAAACGCUCAAGUACUAUGUCCUAGACGUGGAUAAGAAUCUUACAAAAAUUGUGAAAACGCUGACCCCCAAAUAUUUGGAAUCCCUCAUCAUCCAUCACUUCCAAGCAUCUCGCCACUCGGAUAACUUCGAUACAGCAUUAUACGAGACGGAGCAGUGGAAGAAAUUGAAAAUGGUUCGGAUGAAACAUUAUUUGAGUGAUUUACCCACGAUUAUCGAGCACUGGACUCAUAUGGAAAGAAGUUCGAUUAGUUAUAAGGUUCCUCGCGAAAAUGUGGUCUCGAGGAGAGUGGUUCUUAAUGGAUUUGAUGAACUUUUAGAGAAAUAUCUGGAAAAUGAGAAUCUCUUCGAAGCUCAUAUCUACAUCAGAGACUUCAACGACACUGCCGCCUAUCAACUGAAACAAGCCUUCAAAGAGGGUGGUGAAUUCCGGAACGGCAUGGUCUAUUUCGAAAGUCCGUUUGGGGAUGGAAAACCAAUGUGCGUUGAGUUCAGUAGAACUUGUCUAUGCUUUUUGGGACCGGCGUUUAUAGACCCGGCGGAUGUUGGAGAUGUUGGGACAAUGUAUUCCAGCGAGGAGGAGGAAGAAGAGGAGAUGGAUGAGGAUGAGGAGGAGGCGGAGCCAAUCUAUGAUACCGAGGAUAGUGAUGACGAAGAAGAGCAUAUUGUUGAUUGA